Messenger RNA from Lingula anatina, 1375 nucleotides. RefSeq lists its product as uncharacterized. Lineage: Eukaryota; Metazoa; Brachiopoda; Lingulata; Lingulida; Lingulidae. The record is from RefSeq and is a predicted model, not a curated record.
UGGCUGUGUUCAUUGUGAUAAGUUUCAGACAUGGGUGAAAAGGGAACUCUGUGUUGUGGAUGUUGUGUAUUGCUGUCAAUCGUAGCUCUAGCAGUCUGUGGUCUUACAUUCGGAAUACUGUGUCUGAAGGCCGAGGAUCGACUUGAGAACAAGGUACGUGUACUAGUAUGGUGUUGGUUACCACCACAAUACAUGACCUACUUCUCAAACGGGAACGAUCGACGGGCAUGUCAAGGUGUUGUCACCGAUGCUGCUGCGAUCACCCUCAUUGUCUUCGGUGGUCUGGCCACCCUCCUCUGCUGCUGUUGUUGCUGUUACGCAUGCCUGAGCAGAGAUGAGACCUCCCAAGAGACGUCAUCCCCGGUAGAGGCCGCACCUCCUGAUUACAACGCCACCCAAUGGAGCAGCUCGUCUUAUUUGACCGCCCCAACACACACCGUCAUACGCCAAAUCCACGUUAUCAGACACGUUACUAUUGGUAGACUAAGCCUUAGGAAUAUAAACAACGAAUAGAAGGUUCAAUAAUCAAUGUACUUAUGACGUUAUUUCGAGUAUGGGUAUUUUUUUUCCUUGAACAGAGAAGAAAGAUACAACCGUGUUACAUAAUAAUCAAUUACAGCUGCAAGGAACUAAAUGUUUAUCAUUUACAUCGACCAGGAAUAGCAUAUGAAUUUGCAAUCAUCACUCACUUCAACACGGCUACGCAAAAGCGCUUCUCAUGUCUUUAUCACAUACUUUCAUUGUACUAGAAUUUAAAUAAUGAAUUUAAGAAAGCAUGCUUGUAAUACCUGAAAACGUCAGUAGAUAAGAAACUGGGUUAAUUUUCUAUCUGCCAAUUCACACCCACGUUACGUUUACUUUAUUCAAUCAUGAGAAUUAGAUAAAAACAAUGCGUGCAAAUUAAUGUUUGGAGUUUUACGUAAUUUCUUGCUAAAUAAGCUUCUGCAAUUUUAAAAAUAAUUUAUAGCUUUCAUGAGCUUUUUUUAUGUUUUUGUUUUCAUAAUUUAUUUAUGUCAAAGCUCAAAAGCUGACACCUUACAUGUAAUUUAGCUUAAGUUUCAUUUGGUCAAAUUUAAACCUGCAAUUCAGUGUUUGAAAUGAUGAGAAUAAGUAAAAACUUAACUAGAUGUGAAUGCACUUUUUAACAGCAAUUCCAUGUUUAUAUUGAUGGGUACCAGUGACAUACUGUACUAGUGAUAUUUACCCUAAAGUGAAAGCACUUUAUUUAUACCCGGUCUGUGAUGUUUUACCAUAUCUGUCGUUACGUUACAAUAAAGGAAUGUUGUAUUGUAGAAAAGGAGUAAUUUCUUGUGUGAGGAAACCAACUGGAAUUAGAAAUAAGCUCAGAAGGAUGUUUGAUCUUAUUAAUUUUCAC